GCGCGUCUGUGCACAACCUAGACUAGGCUAUCAAUAAUAACAAAGAGAAAACACGUUAAUGGUGGGUCGCUGACUGUAAUUUUAAUUAAAGAUCGCCACGCAGAUGUAAAUCCAAUGGAUUCACUAAGCAGCUUAUGUUCCGUGUUAAUCCCAAAGAGAACAACUAGUGUAGUGUGCUCAGUGUGUGGGAGGUUACUGGCCACUUGUCAGUGUCUCAACAAGCGUGACCAAGGACUGGGUUGGGAAGAUCAGAGUUUGAGCUACAGAUAUCUAGACUUUUGCUUUGAUGGUGAACCUUUACAUGAGAUUGAAGCCGAGCCUGAAGAUGAUUUGAAUCCCUACUGUGAAAAAAGACACCAACACAGCGAGUUUAUCCCAGUCAAUGAGUUUUCCCUGGACCAUCUCCCAGCAGAUCUGAGAGACCCCAGGGUUUAUGUGUGGCUGAGAAACUGCGCCCCCCUUGUGGUGAGGCUGAUCAAGUCUGGCAUCAAAGCCACAGGCCGGGCUUGCGUGAUGCCAUCAGAGAUAAAAAAAACCAUGCCCUGUGAUGACAUACACUGUCCAUACAGACCUCUUUAUGGUAAUGUCCAUAACACGUACGGUGGUAUUGGAAUUAUAACAAACAAACAUGUUAUAAGAGAUAACAGUGACUCUGCCAGAACAAGAGUUGAUUUUUGUUACAAUGAAGAGAAUGAUGCUUUACUCUGGAGUGAGUUAGGAUAUGUUGUCCAUGUUACGAACAAAAAAAUGGAUUACAGUGUGUUCAGCUGCUAUGUACAUUCUCAAGAUGUAAUCUCAUUUGUUUACACGUUGGAUAGUUUUAGAAAUUACAAGUGGCAGCAAAUUCCAGAAAAAAUUAGAAUGGCCUCCAAACAGUACGCCAUAAUCAUCUCUCACCCUCACGGUGCCCCCAAAAAAAUCAGCAUCGGGAAAGUUGUUGAGAGUGAAAUCAAAGACAAAGGCAGCAGAGAGUCGCAGAAUGUGGCAUUUUUAAAUGAAAUCUUCAACAUUCUGGAGAAGCAGGGCAACACAGGGCUGCAGAGGUUCCAGGCCUACCUGAACACACCGCUGUGCCAAGACAUCCCCAUCUCCUACAAAAUUACCUGGUACACAACAGCCACGUGCAUGGGCAGCUCUGGCGCUCCUGUAUACAUGGGCAACACCGUCACGGAACACGGGCUAGAGAUUAACCAGGCUCACACACACAGAGGGAGGGACCGAUCUAAAAAUUUGAAUAUUUGCUUCACGUAGCAGCUGGGGAUGGGUGACUGGACCACAUUGUGUACACUCUCAGCUCAAAUAAUUGUUGAUGUAACUUUAAAACUAAAAUUGUGUUCACACUAUAUUUUAACUUUGUAUACAAAGACUUUGAUGAUAAGCUGUGAUAGAACAUCUCCACCAGAUUUUAAUAUAUUUCUUUUAUUUUCAUAUGAUUUGUUCCAUAAACCAGAAUACACUAACGCAUAACAACAAAGCAUUCAAUAAUUCUACAUCAUGUUAAAGGGUACUGAUCUAGAGAUUAUUAUUCUGCCUUGUUAUUCAUAAAGACCUUCUGACAGCUAAUUUAAUGUAUUUUUACAAUAGUUUUCAUGUAAUGUGUACUUUAUUCAGUAGCCUUGAUUGCUUGUAUGGCUAUGUGUUGCCUAAAGAGUUUGAAAUAACCAUGUGUGUCUAAUAUUGUUGGGGAUUUCACAAAUAUAAAACAAAAGGAGGUUAGAGGUAGUUAGUCAUUUUGUUAUAAAUCAGGUGGAGUAGUGAUAUAAAGCAAUGUUAUAUAACACUCUCUUUCAAAUUCAUUACUCUGAUUUGUGUAUAAUUGUUUACAUUUUGAAUACUUGGAUAAAUAGUAACUGAUAUAAAACGAAUUAAAGCAGAUGAUAUAAUAAGUAAUUUAUUUAUAUAGAAGAGUCAUUGAUAGAGCUGUAGGCACGACCUGGUAUAAAUAGUUUAAAGAAUAAGUUGAAUGACAUAACCCUAUUAAUGUUUCAAUAGUGUGUUCAUAUAAAGUUGCAGUGUUUUUGUUUUCAAUUAACUUAAUAUUAAUGUCUGGUUAAUGUCAAAUUCAGAAACCUGAUUUGAAAUUAAAACAAGUUUCUGCAAAACUAUAAAAAAAA
Physella acuta is the source of this 2114-nucleotide messenger RNA. RefSeq lists its product as uncharacterized. NCBI's taxonomy places the organism in Eukaryota, Metazoa, Mollusca, Gastropoda, Physidae. The record is from RefSeq and is a predicted model, not a curated record.